AUGCCACGUGCUUCUUCUGGAAUAGAAAAGAAACGCACCUUGAAAGAUGAACGGAGACUGUUUCAAGAUAAAUGGGAACUUCUCUAUUUUUGCACAAUGAUUGAUGGAAAAAUACAUUUUUUGAUAUGUAACAAGUUUAUCGCUAUACCGAAAGAAUACAACCUAAAGAGGCAUUAUCAAUCUAAUCAUCUAUCAUACAAUUAUUUCGAAGGUAUUAAGUUGCUUAUUAACCAAGAAGGUCCAAUGCGUGUUUCAAAGCUAAAUGAAUUGCGAAAAAAUUUAUCUGCGUUACAAACUUAUUUCACAAAAAAUCAUAAUCGAAGUACUGCAUUAGUCACUGGAAGCUAUGAAAUCAGUAGAAUGCUUGCAGUAAAUGGAAAAUCAUAUAGUGAUGGUGAUUUCAUCAAGCAAUGCCUUGUAAAAACAGCGAAUAUUAUUUGUCCAGACGACGCCCACUUGUUUAAAGAUAUUUCAUUAACAAGAAACACUGUUGCCGAACACAUUAAUGAAAUGGCAUUGAAUUUGAAACACCAAUUAAAAUCUGAUUUGUUAAAAUUCGAAUAUUUUUCAAUUGCAAUCGAUGAAACAGUCGACAUCGUUGGAAUUGCACAAUUAGCAAUCUUUUUUAGAGCGUGUGAUUCAGAUUUUAAUAUUUAUGAAGAAUUUCUCGAACUAGUACCAAUGCACGAUACUACUACAAGUAAAGAUAUCUUUAUAAAACUACUACAAAUUCUCUUUGAAUAUGGGUUUGAUUUGAAGAAGCUUGUAUGUUUAUGUACUGAUGGUGCUCCUAAUAUGGUUGGACGACUGCUGGCGUUGCCGCUAAAUUUCGAGCUGAAAUAG
This is a messenger RNA of Octopus sinensis (East Asian common octopus), 843 nucleotides long. Its product is annotated as general transcription factor II-I repeat domain-containing protein 2-like. NCBI's taxonomy places the organism in Eukaryota, Metazoa, Mollusca, Cephalopoda, Octopoda, Octopodidae. The coding region runs from base 1 to 843 and encodes 280 amino acids. The transcript has a single exon. The record is from RefSeq and is a predicted model, not a curated record.